Molecule: messenger RNA, 1254 nt
Organism: Cavenderia fasciculata
Lineage: Eukaryota; Evosea; Eumycetozoa; Acytosteliales; Cavenderiaceae
Exons: 3
Coding region: 1-1254 (417 amino acids)
Source: RefSeq, a predicted model, not a curated record
AUGGAGGAUAAAGAAUCAACAACUACAAUGGUGGAGAUAGAACAACAACAACAACAACUACCAUCAGUAGUAAUAGAAAAGAUAGUUGGUUACUUUUGGAAUAAUAGAUUUGAUAUUUCACCUUUAAAACAAAAGAUUAGAAUAUCAUUGGUUGGAUGGUCUUGGUUUGAAGCAGUAUCUAAACAGAUUGAUGAACAACUAGUGAUGAAAUACCCGUAUGACUUUUACCAGGUGGUCAAACAUUUGGAGAGUCGGUAUUGUCUUUGGAAGAAUGUUCGUACGGUCGAUUGUCAGAAUAUCUAUACCAUGUUGACACAUUUCAAGAGGUAUCGUCAUUUGGGAGAACACUCUUUGGCUCGUAGAUCAUUCGUACCGUCAUUACACACUAUUGUGUUUAGCAAUGUAUUCAAUCUCGAUUCAUUGGCAGAGAUACAUGACCGUUAUUUGUAUCCGAUACAAGGUACCCCACAACGAAUCCGUGUAUGUGUAGAUAACCUUGCACAUGACUCAUUACGUCACGGUCAAGUCAAGGCAUACGACUUUUCACUCUACUCGUCUGAUAUCUAUCUAUCAAAGGUGAUAGUCAAGACACCGGAAAGGGGUGGUGAGCUGACUGACCCAAAGGCGAUACUAACACAUGACAGAGCACGACACAUUGAAUGUCUGAAGCUUCAACUUGACCAAAAACUAUAUUCCUAUCAGUUGUUGGACACGAUCUUUACAUCGUCACCUUCAAGUGUGUUAUGUAAGAGUUUGACAACUCUAAAGAUCAAGGCAAAAGAGUUUGACAAUUUGUAUGACUUUAUCGACAUAGUGACUCGUGAUACUCUGCAAUACCUCUGUAUCAAAACAACUAAUCGAUCCAUCUUUUUCAAAGAGUUGCGUGAUGUCCAAGCCCCGCAUGUCAGGGUAUCGACCAACCAUAAGACACCGUUUGUCUUGUUUAAUCAUUUGACUCUUAGAACACUCAGACUCUGUGCUCCACCACUUCCACCACCUUUGGACCACGACGAUGAUGAGGUGAGUGGUGGUGAAGACCCCGAGUCUUCACUCAUUCUAUCUCACAAACUACCAAAAACACUCGAACAACUCACAAUAGACAACUUUCAACCAGACAAGGAUAAUCUAACUUUCCUAUUCUCCAAUCAAAAUGGUAAUACGAAUCUUUCAAACUAUCGUAUGCCAAUAUCAAUACUAUAUAAUCGACAUAUGGAGUCACUUGUUUCUCUCACUUUGGGUGGAUACUUAUAUUAA